This is a messenger RNA of Lathyrus oleraceus (garden pea), 784 nucleotides long. Its product is annotated as cell wall / vacuolar inhibitor of fructosidase 1. The coding region runs from base 91 to 648 and encodes 185 amino acids. Gene Ontology annotation, molecular function: enzyme inhibitor activity. The transcript has a single exon. The record is from RefSeq and is a predicted model, not a curated record. Lineage: Eukaryota; Viridiplantae; Streptophyta; Magnoliopsida; Fabales; Fabaceae. Gene Ontology annotation, biological process: negative regulation of catalytic activity.
UUAAACCCACUCAACUACCAAAGACAACCUUAAAUAGAAGCCAAAACAAAUAAAAUUUUCUCAUUUACACUUCAUUUCCACUCUUAAAAAAUGAGAAAAACCACAACCAUUAUUUCAUCAUUUGCAAUUCACAUUCUUCUUCUUAUUUCUUCUAUUCCCUUCUCAUCCUCCCAACCCAAUGAAAAAAACAGCACCACCGAUUUAAUAGACCAAAUAUGCAAAAAAACACCUUUCUACGACCUAUGCAGUUCAAUCCUAAACUCCACCCCACCGACCCCAAAACCCGAUCUAAAAACCGUAGCCCUCGUAAUGGUAAACAACAUUCUCUCAAACGCAACCGACACACUAAACUUCAUCGAAGCAUUGAUCAAGAAAACCUCAGAUCGUGAAAUGGAACAAGCAUUGGCUUUCUGUGCUGAAUCAUAUAUCCCUGUUGUGAAGUACACUCUUCCUCAAGCUGCUGAUGCCAUUAGCCAAAACCGUUUUGGGUUUGCUGGUUACUGUGUUUCUGAUGCUGUCAAAGAAGUUAACUCUUGUAAUAAGAAGUUUUCAGGGGUGUUGUUGUCACCUUUGGGGGAUAGAAAUGGGAUUGUUCAGAAGCUUGUGGAUGUGGCUUCUGCUAUUAUUAAACAACUUUUGAAGGGUUGAUUUGUAAUUUUCUUUUGCUUUUUUCUUAUUUUGUAUGUAUAGUGGAUCUAGCGGUUUAUUAAAUUUAAAUAGGAUACUUGUACUUUUAUAUUGUUACUGAAUAAUAAUAUAAUAAAUAAUAAUAUUAAUAAUAAAA